CCUGGAGAGGGGGAGGAACCUCUCUGAAGGAAAGUUUUAGCGCCACCUUCAGCCUGGUUCUCUGAUGUUCACUAAGGAAACAGAGAACUACUACUUCCUCCGUUCCCGAGUUGAUAUUUUUCUUUAGCUGCCGGGCAGUGGUUAAAAACAAAGCGAAACAUUCUGGGAGUUACAGUUCUAGCGCUCCUUGGACCUCGCGGUCUAAGCAAGGGCUCUCUGCAGAGCCCCUCCUGGCUCGCGUGCUUUCGGGACUGUUCUGGACCGUUGGAAGGGAUUGGCCUGGGCUAAAGUAUCUAAAGACCCUAGGAUUGCUGCAGGUCAACAGUCCCCACUGGAGAAAAAAAUCUUGGUUCCUAGAGGUGGGCACCAGCCAGCGGCUAGAAACAGGGUGAAGCAGAAGGCAGACGACGCCUUCAGAGCCCCAACCUGGCGUUACUGAACAGUGGGUGCUGAGCCAAGGGUGACCAGCUUCCUGAACUCUGCGGCCUAGGCUUGGAGGGAAUCAGAGAUGUUCUCAGCUGUGGAAGAGGAGAAUUUGGACAGCAGGACAAAGAAGGAAGACAGCCCCCUGGAGCAGAUACCUUUGCCACCAGAGGCCACAUCAAACCCUGGGGCCUUUUCAAAGUCUCUCCAUCUGCUCAGUCACUGGAAGGUAGACAGCCCCAGGAAGGAGCCCAGUCAGCCUUGGGGGCCAGGCCAGGAGUGGAUAAAGCUAGAAAGAGACAUCAGGGAAGAGAAGGUGUUUGACCUGCUGAAGCCAAUUGAACCUGUACAGAAGCUGCUCCCUCAGGUGGAUGAGGAGGCCCUGCAGGAAGCCGUGAAGGGAGAAUGCUGGUGGAAGGCGUGGGUGAAGAAGCCAGUCACCUCUGAGGAUGUGGCAGUGAAUUUCACCCAGGAAGAGUGGGAAUGUCUAGAUGCCAGUCAGAGGGUACUCUACCAGGACGUUAUGUCAGAGACCUUCAGAAACCUGAUGUCUGUGGAUCUGAUCGCCAAGUUUGAACAAGAAGAGAAACAGUGGAGAGCAGAUCUCCGUCCCCCAAACGGAGAAGGCCUUCAUUCAGGAGGCACGAGAGAGGAACUUAAAGAACAGAGUCAGAGUUUGGGAGAUGAGGGAAAUAGCGAUGACAAGAAGGUCUCCCUUGCUCGCAGAAGGGCAGGCCCAUCCUCUGCUCCAGCUGGGUCCCUGGACAGGACACCAGUGUUCCCAGCAUCCUGGGCUGGGCCACCCUUUACCUGCCAUACCUGUGGCAGGUGCUUCAGCAAGCGCUCCAGCCUGUACAACCACCAGUUUGUUCACAGCUGCGGCCAGUGUGGGAAGUCCUUCCUGAACCCCAAGGACCUCAGCUACCACCGGCGCAAGCACCUUGGGGAGAGGCCCUUCUGCUGCUCGCUCUGUGACAAGACCUACUGUGAUGCUUCUGGACUGAGCCGUCACCGCCGUGUCCAUCUGGGUUACCGGCCCCAUUCGUGUCCCUUCUGUGGGAAGUGCUUUCGGGACCAGUCUGAGCUCAAACGCCACCAGAAGAUACACCAAGGCCAGGAGCUGGGGGCUGGAAACCAGAAGCAUAUCGUGAAGAUUCCAGACAACACAGCUGGAUUCCAGGGGCUGGCAACUGCGAACAAUGCACCAGUGGCCGGGACCCAAGGACCCUCAUUUAAAACCACGGGUCCCGAGGCUCAGACCCAGCCACCUAUAGACAGGAGCCAGGCACCUGCGACCAAGAACCAGGUAAUCACUGGGAAGGCUCAGCUCCCAGUCGUUACAACCCCAGAGCCUGUGACCAGGACCCAGGCAGCCAACAAGAGAGCCGCCCGCCUGGAUACCAAGUCCAGCUCUCACCCAGGAAAGCCUUCAAGACUCAAGGUCUUCUCUUGCCCUCAUUGUCCCUUGACUUUUAGCAAGAAAAUCUGUCUCUCCAGCCACCAGAAGGCCCACUUCACAGAGCAGUCCAACCGCUGCUUCCACUGCGGCAAGUCCUUCACUUUAUUCUCUGGGCUGGUCAGGCACCAGCAGACUCACUGGAAGCAGAAGCUCUACUGUUGCCCUAUCUGCGACGUCUGCUUUGGGGAGAAAGAGGACCUUCUGGGUCACUGGGGGGGCUACAGGGGCAAGGGGCUCUGCCUGGGCAGUCCCCAUAAAUGCUGGGCGAUCCUGGGUCAGUGGCUUGGCUUCUUUCCCGAUGCCUCCACUGUGGCAGGGGAGGAGGUGGAUCUUUCUCCUGGAUCCAUACCCUCAGGAGAGGGAAGGAAGGGAGGGGAGAAGGCAGCAGAGGAAAGAAAGCAGAUAAGGCAGUGAAGGUCUUGGAAUGUAAAUAAAUGG
Molecule: messenger RNA, 2320 nt
Organism: Balaenoptera musculus (blue whale)
Lineage: Eukaryota; Metazoa; Chordata; Mammalia; Artiodactyla; Balaenopteridae
Gene: ZFP57
Product: ZFP57 zinc finger protein
Exons: 7
Coding region: 509-2296 (595 amino acids)
Biological process (GO): negative regulation of transcription by RNA polymerase II
Molecular function (GO): DNA-binding transcription repressor activity, RNA polymerase II-specific
Source: RefSeq, a predicted model, not a curated record